This is a messenger RNA of Herpailurus yagouaroundi (jaguarundi), 3455 nucleotides long. It is a transcript of the gene EYA4, whose product is annotated as EYA transcriptional coactivator and phosphatase 4. Gene Ontology annotation, cellular component: nucleus. Gene Ontology annotation, biological process: positive regulation of DNA repair; cell differentiation; multicellular organism development. The record is from RefSeq and is a predicted model, not a curated record. The transcript is spliced from 19 exons. Bases 1369 to 3219 code for a protein of 616 amino acids. Lineage: Eukaryota; Metazoa; Chordata; Mammalia; Carnivora; Felidae. Gene Ontology annotation, molecular function: protein tyrosine phosphatase activity.
AAUCAGAGUAAACUAUGGACGAGCGACCUUAAAGAGGUGCUCAGGAUCCCAUAGCAGGUAGGUGGUAGAAUGAUGAUUCAGGCUGGGUUUUUGAGGCCCAGGCUGUGUUCUUCAUAAUCACAGCAUACUUGCUUUUUCAUGCCCUAGAGCUUUCAGCUACAGUUUAGUUGAAGUUUUGAGUGCAGGAAACCUUUAUUAAUGAUUUUUUUUUUCCCCGAAGUUGUGCAGGAGGAACUUUCACUAAAAAUUUCAGACUGAUUUGACCCCAAUGAAUCCCCGCCAUAUUCAACCUCCAGUAUUUUCGAAUAGAAAACGGUUAGCCAGCAUAAAAUAUACCUGCAGCUUCUUAUACCAAACCCAGCCCUAGUGCCCUACUGCCCAGAGAAUGCGAGCUAAUUUUAAUUGUUUCAGAAGAAAAGUCAUUAGAAAAUGUCAUUAGCAAAAACUGAAAUGGUGUUAAGAAAGGAUCCAAGCAUUGCAAUGCAAGUUGAUAGUUCUCACUCUGUAUUGUCCACAUCAAGAACUGUUUGAUUAGGCAUGCUUUCCUCUCCUUUUUUCUUCCGUUAAGAUUCAGAACUCAUUAUGUGCUCAGUGGCAGCAGUCGGUUUUAAAUGCUGUAUUCUGUCUCACUUCGCAAUUACCAACAUCUAUGCACACUCUCUCUUUUUCUUUCAGUUUGGGUUAGGUGAUGUACCCUUAAUUUAAAGCAUAUUGUAUCAUAAACCCCCAGAAAUGCUUGUUUUGAGACAAGGGAGACUGUGAAUAAAUAAACAUUCAUGUUGAUUCUUCUUCGGUAGAAUAUGAAGCAGAGAGAGUUAAGUAAUAUAAAAAGGCUAUUCAGGAUUUCUAUUUAAAUUACUAGCCAACAAUUGUAGAAGACAUUUUCAGUUGCAUACUAGUCAUUUACCUCUUUUCUGUUUUGUUAACAGAAUCCUGAUUUUGUUGGGGGCCACUUACUGUCCUAGAUGUCUAAUUGGUUGAAGCCAGAUUUAUGGUAACUUUAGACUUCUUUGACAGUGAUUGGUCUGCUAUUGGGCAAGUGACCCAAGGGACUUCUGGGAAAGAUCUUGUUUCAUCUAAAUAGAGAGCCACAGGAAGGAGGACUCCUUUCUCAUCCUGCAUUGCUUACUGCUCUGGAGGCUGUAGCAGGAGAAUGUGAUGCAUUAGCCAUUCUCUGACAAUGAGGUGAUAAGCCUAAGAAUGAAAAGCCAAAAUGCUAAAGAUGGCCAAGCAGAAGGACGGAGAGAACUUACAUCCUUGAGGAAAUCAUUGAGCUGCCAAGCCUGACACAUCCUCCUUCCAGACUGCUUGCUUGUAAAGAAAACGUGCACAGAAUCAGAUGCUUCAGAACCUCAGAAUUCCAGGUCUAUGGAAAUGCAGGACCUAGCAAGUCCUCAUCCUCUUGUCGGAAGUGGUGAUACUCCUGGUAGCUCCAAACUGGAGAAGGCUAAUCUCAGCAGCACAUCGGUCACCACAAAUGGGACAGGAGGGGACAACAUGACUGUUUUAAACACUGCAGACUGGUUGCUGAGUUGCAACACCCCCUCUUCUGCAACAAUGUCUCUCCUUGCAGUCAAAACAGAGCCUUUGAACAGCAGUGAAGCGGCCACCACCUCUGGAGAUGGAGCCCUUGACACUUUUACUGGGUCAGUAAUAACUAGUAGUGGCUACAGCCCCAGAUCAGCGCAUCAAUACUCCCCACAGCUAUAUCCUUCCAAGCCCUAUCCACACAUUCUUUCUACACCAGCAGCUCAAACAAUGACUGCCUAUGCAGGCCAGACUCAGUAUUCGGGGAUGCAGCAGCCAGCCGUCUACACAGCCUACUCACAGACAGGACAGCCCUACAGCCUGCCCACUUACGAUCUGGGCGUGAUGUUGCCAGGGAUCAAGACAGAGAGUGGACUUUCACAGACCCAGUCCCCGUUACAGAGUGGGUGCCUCAGUUACAGUCCGGGGUUUUCUACCCCCCAGCCAGGCCAGACGCCUUAUUCUUACCAGAUGCCAGGUUCUAGUUUUGCCCCAUCAUCGACUAUUUAUGCAAAUAACUCAGUUUCCAAUUCAACGAACUUUAGUGGUUCACAACAGGAUUAUCCAUCCUACACAGCCUUUGGCCAAAACCAGUAUGCACAGUAUUACUCAGCAUCAACAUAUGGAGCAUAUAUGACAUCAAAUAACACAGCUGAUGGCACAUCAUCUUCGACCUCAACCUAUCAGUUGCAGGAAUCUCUUCCGGGACUGACUAGCCAACCAGGUACAGAUCUUCAUCCAGGAGAGUUUGAUACUGUGCAGAGCCCCUCCACACCUAUCAAAGACCUCGAUGAGAGAACUUGCAGGAGUUCUGGGUCAAAGUCCCGAGGAAGAGGCCGGAAAAAUAAUCCCUCCCCACCUCCUGACAGUGACCUAGAGCGUGUAUUUGUCUGGGACUUGGACGAAACCAUCAUCGUUUUCCACUCACUGCUCACAGGGUCUUAUGCUCAGAAGUAUGGCAAGGAUCCCCCCAUGGCUGUAACUCUUGGACUCCGAAUGGAGGAAAUGAUUUUUAAUCUCGCUGAUACACAUUUAUUUUUUAAUGAUUUAGAGGAGUGUGAUCAAGUUCACAUAGAUGAUGUUUCCUCUGAUGAUAAUGGGCAAGACUUAAGUACCUACAGUUUUGCAACUGAUGGCUUCCAUGCAGCUGCAAGUAGUGCAAACCUUUGUUUGCCAACAGGUGUAAGAGGAGGGGUUGACUGGAUGAGGAAGUUGGCUUUUCGUUACAGAAGAGUAAAAGAAUUAUACAACACCUACAAGAACAAUGUUGGAGGACUCCUUGGCCCUGCCAAGAGAGACGCAUGGUUGCAGUUGAGGGCAGAGAUUGAAGGUCUGACAGACUCCUGGCUAACAAAUGCACUUAAAUCAUUAUCGAUUAUUAGUACUAGGAGUAACUGCGUAAAUGUCUUGGUAACGACAACCCAACUGAUCCCAGCUCUCGCGAAGGUUCUACUCUAUAGUUUAGGAGGUGCUUUCCCCAUUGAGAAUAUUUACAGUGCAACUAAAAUAGGGAAAGAAAGUUGCUUUGAACGAAUAAUGCAAAGGUUUGGCAGAAAAGUAGUAUAUGUUGUAAUUGGGGAUGGUGUAGAAGAAGAACAGGCAGCAAAAAAGCACAACAUGCCCUUUUGGAGGAUUUCAAGUCACUCAGACCUCUUGGCUCUACAUCAAGCACUGGAAUUAGAGUAUUUGUAACUGUGUUCUCUAGCUGGAGAUCCAUUUUUUUUUAUAUAUAUAUAUUUCAAGUACACUGAAUUUUUAUGUGUGAUUCAAUGCCUCUGGCUUUUACACAUAUAAAUUGUCUUAAAGGAUGAAAUCAUAUUUGGAAUGACAGUUCCAGAAUGAAGAAUUCAGAUUGCUGAAUGGAAGUUAAACUUUAGUGCUACAGAAAGGAAGCUCUAUGGUCUUAUAUUUACAACACUUUAAUGUUU